AUGUUCCAGGCUGGGGAUAAUGUUCUCCAGCCCGACAACGAAGAAUGGGUCAUCGAACCUCAAACCGUGCAAGAGCUACCUCUCCCCUCCGAUUUCUUCUGGGGGACUGCCACGGCUGCAUACCAGAUUGAAGGCGCAGCAUCCCAGGAUGGCAAAGGACAAUCCAUUUGGGAUGUUUUCAGCCAUCUCAAUCCCUCACGUACGAAUGGGGACAGUGGCGAUGUGGCCUGUGAUCACUAUAAUCUCAUGAUCGAAGACGUGAAGCUUAUGGCCUCGUACGGGGUGGAUACAUAUCGAUUUUCCAUCGCCUGGUCUCGCAUUAUUCCUCUGGGCGGUCAUGAUGACCUGAUCAAUGAAGAUGGGAUCGCAUUCUACGAUAGGCUCAUUGAUUGUCUUUUGGAACACAAAAUCGAGCCAUUUGUGACUCUCUAUCACUGGGAUGUACCACAGGAGUUAUAUAUCCGCUAUGGUGCCUUCUUGAACACAGAUAAAUUCACGAAAGACUUCGAGAGAUACUGCCGGCUUUGUUUCUCUCGCUUUGGCGAUCGUGUGAAGAAAUGGGCCACUUAUAAUGAACCAUACAUCAUCUCUAUCUUUGGACACCAUAGCGGUGUGCUUGCCCCUGGUCACAAUUCUGCGGCUGGGAAUGACACACGCAAGGAGCCAUGGCGCGUCGGUCAUACAAUUAUUCUAUCCCACGCAAAGGUUGUGAAAAUCUACGCGACAGAGUUCCAACGUCCUCAGAAUGGUAUUAUCUCGAUCGUGCUGAACGGCCACUUUUAUGAACCGUGGGACUCAAAAAGCGAGGAGCACAAGGCUGCCGCACAACGCAGGCUUGAAUUCUACAUUGGCUGGUUUGCUGAUCCCAUAUUCCUGGGCAAAGACUACCCGGCCCAAAUGCGCGCCCAGCUCCAGUCUCGGUUGCCAGAAUUCACCCACGAAGAGAUGAUGCUUCUCCAGGAGACAGCCCCGAUCAAUGCAUUUUACGGAAUGAACCAUUACUCUACUAAAUUUGCCCGCGCUCUUCCUGAUCCACCAGCCGAGGAUGACUGUACCGGAAAUGUAGAGGAAGUGGCCACAAAUAGUGAAGGAAAAAUGCUCGGACCCAUUUCUGGCAUGUCAUGGCUUCGCGUUGCCCCCCAUGGAUUUCGGAAACUUAUGAAUUGGGUAUGGGAUCGUUACCAUCUGCCAAUAAUAAUCACGGAGAAUGGUUGCCCAUGUCCAGGCGAAAGCCAAAUGAUCCUAGAACAAGCAGUCAACGACACCUUUCGUGUACGGUAUUUCGGUCUCUAUUUAGAUGCCAUUUCCGAGGCCAUUUACAAAGAUGGUAUUCCUGUACGAGGCUACUGUGCCUGGAGUCUCAUGGACAAUUUUGAAUGGUCGGCUGGAUAUGGCCCGCGCUAUGGUAUCACUCAUGUUGACUAUGACACGCUUGUGAGGACCCCCAAACAGUCCGCCCACUACUUGAAGAAGACCUUCAACGAGCGUCGCCAGCUGCGUAAUUAG
Molecule: messenger RNA, 1506 nt
Organism: Penicillium longicatenatum
Lineage: Eukaryota; Fungi; Ascomycota; Eurotiomycetes; Eurotiales; Aspergillaceae
Product: glycoside hydrolase family 1 protein
Exons: 2
Coding region: 1-1506 (501 amino acids)
Biological process (GO): carbohydrate metabolic process
Molecular function (GO): beta-glucosidase activity
Source: RefSeq, a predicted model, not a curated record